UUUAAAUGUUUCAUUGUUACUUGUCUCAGUGUCGCUAUCUUUACACAGCAGGUCAACUUGUACCAGGUGCCAGACCGAGCGGCUACUGUCCCAUGGGCUACAAUCCUCUUAUGACUACGCAGUGUCACUGAGUCUGGCAGACAUUGGCGCUCAAAUGAUCAAAGAGUGGCUUCACUGGCGUCAAGCUGGGCCCAUUCCGGGAGUCACCCUUGUUGACUUCAAGAGAUGUGUGCUGGUCAUUGGACCUGCUCAUCUGCCUCUGUCUUGGUGAAGCAACCUACCAGUUCUCAAAACGGGCAUAAAAUGUUUGCCAUGACGCCGGUGGCAUGAGUGACGGCCAAGCGAGCGCGUUUGAUCAAUCAUGGCCCGGCAAAGAUCAAAAAGCCUCUCUGCCUCGGGCGCUGGGCAAGGCGGCGAGCCGCCCCUUAUCAACACCACGCAGGCUGCGAUCGAUGUGUUUCUUGCAUCCAAACAAGCCAACGGACAGAUUGCCGGCCUGGGCUACUGGCAAGUCGCCAACGGGUAUACUGCCAUUGCCCUCCAUGACAGCUGGUCCAAUACCACCGGCAACGCGGGGAUUCUGCACGAACUCCUCGUCGAGGUCGAGACCAACGUGACCGACUGCAUCGACGAUUUCAACGACGAUUCCAUGUGGUGGGGGAUCUUCUUGCUAGAAAUGUAUGAUCUUACCCAAGACUCCAGUCACCUUUCCGUGGCCCAGAAUAUCUGGACCCAUGUCCGAGACUUUGUCAUCCCCCCUGGGAAAUACAUAAUCAAUGGCACCGACAUGGAAGGCGGCGUCAUGUGGAGCAACAUGAACAACGAAACGCAGGUCAACGCCAUCACCACGGGGUUGUUUUCCGAGCUCUGCGCACGGCUGGCACUUGUGCAAGCGGACGUCAAAGCUCGAAAAGACUUCCUGCAGUUUGCAGUAUACAGCCUUUUCUGGAUUCUGCGGUGCCGAUACGUCUCGGACGAGUUUUUGGUUUUGGACAACAUUAAUCUCGAGACGGGUAAGUGUUUCGACUGGUCAUUUACUUACAACACGGGCCAAGCCAUUGCCGCAGCCAUGGCCAUUUACGAUGUCAUGAAACGCACACCGGCACAACCAGCACAUUCGCCAGGCGCCGGCACGUACCUGGAUAUGGCCUGCAACAUGGCCCGCGCCGCCAUGACCCGGCCCACCUGGGUCGAUCCGGAUGGCACACUGACAGAACGUGGCGCUUAUCCAGGCACCGGACCGAAUGCAAAGACGGCAUCUGAAAAUGACGAUGCCGUGGGGUUCAAGGCUGUCCUCCUGCGUAGUCUGGCCAAACUCUACAGGAUCUUACUGAGAGACCAGACAUACCCCGACUUACAGGAGCAGCUGGCCAAGUUCAUUAUCUGGCAGUACCAGAGCCUUCAACAGCGCGAUACCAACGGCAACGGUCAGUACGGUCCUUGGUGGGCCGGGCCGAUGGACUUGCCUACCAGUCACAGCCAGCUCGCCGCGCUGGAUGUCAUGGCUGCCAUUCAUGCCGUGACACACAACAGCACGGAUUGAGAAGAUGUCUUGCGAUGGAUUGUAGUGUCACGCUUGCCUUUAGCGGACAUGAGAGAAUCCGACUACGCGCCAGAAAACGGGCAGUCCUUGUUCGCUCCCUGGCUCGCUGGCCUGCUUGAACGAGAGCGCUAGCGACCUAGGUCAUUCACCGCCCUCUCAUGGUGUGCGGCGUCCGCGCUCUUGACCAACUUAGACCACAGUACCCGGCCUGGGCAAUAGGCAUCCAAGGAAGGUAUAAAGAAGUACCCUCCGCUACUGCAAAGAUUACAUAUAAUGCUCUUAUACCCAGAACCGACAGCACCGAGUUCCAUGAGACUGGCCGGCUGGCAUUGGCAGAGUGGCCUUUGAGCAAGACACGCCAGCCACUGAACAGUCUUUGGAUAUCUGUUUUCCCAAUUUCAUUAGAAAUACUCUGGAUACAUGUAUGUAGAACACGAUUAACGGCUAGGUCAGCUUUAACUUCGGCCGUUCGUUCCGUCCGGCAUAGCCCCUU
Messenger RNA from Exophiala dermatitidis NIH/UT8656, 2036 nucleotides. RefSeq lists its product as uncharacterized. Bases 362 to 1543 code for a protein of 393 amino acids. The transcript is spliced from 2 exons. The record is from RefSeq and is a predicted model, not a curated record. Gene Ontology annotation, biological process: carbohydrate metabolic process. NCBI's taxonomy places the organism in Eukaryota, Fungi, Ascomycota, Eurotiomycetes, Chaetothyriales, Herpotrichiellaceae.